Lacerta agilis (Sand lizard) is the source of this 1252-nucleotide messenger RNA. RefSeq names its product tripartite motif-containing protein 29-like. The transcript has 8 exons. The record is from RefSeq and is a predicted model, not a curated record. Lineage: Eukaryota; Metazoa; Chordata; Lepidosauria; Squamata; Lacertidae. Gene Ontology annotation, molecular function: zinc ion binding. Bases 132 to 1091 code for a protein of 319 amino acids.
UCAGGAGUCCAAGGCCAGCACCUCCUACCCUGUGUUCAAGGUUCAUGCCAGGUUGUCAAUAGAGAGCUGCCAGUUCCUCGCUGCCUCCUCAGACUGAAAAGCCUCCUUGGAAGCUCAAAGAAAGGAGAAUCAUGAUUCCCUGCGAUUUCUGCCUAGGGAUACCUCACUCAGCAGAGAAGAAGUGUCUGACCUGUGAGGCGUCCCUGUGCAGGGACCACCUGAGGAAACACAAUUCAAAGGCCACCCAGAAGGACCAUGCCUUGGUGGCUCUUGGGACCGCUGGGACCCAGGAGGAGAAGAAAUGCCCAGAACAUGCCAUGCUGCUGGAAUGCUUCUGUCAAGACGACUUGGCGUGUGUUUGCAAGGCCUGCUCCACCACUGGCUCCCACAGCAGCCACAGCGUCGUCGCCCUGAAGGACGAGUACGACAAGCAGAUGGCAAUUCUCUCGCGGAUUAUGAAAUCAAUGCAGGAAUACAAAACUGCCACAAAAAAGACACUCUUACAGCUUCAGGAAAGUGAGGAUCAGAUAAAGAACAAUAAAAAAAUGUUGACAGAUCAGCUCUCCAGAAUCUUCCAAGAGAUCAAGUCUCAGGUAGAUCAGAAGGAGAAGCAGAUCCUAGGUGACAUCCAGUCCAAUGAGAAAAAGCAGCUGGCUGACAUGGCUGCUCUGAAGAAGCAAGUGGCAGACAAGAGGGACAUGGCUGCCCAGGGCCUUCGGGAGCUACAAGCACUAACAGAGAAAACAGAUGCUUGCAUCUUCCUCAAGGAUUUUCAGCUGGCCCAAGAGAGGAUUAAGAAACAGAAUUUCAGCAAUGACAGUGUGGAAGUGCUGACAGUGCAUCUGGAUCAGUCAGACAUUCAGGAUGUCAGAAGUCACACAACCAUGUAUAUCUCCAACCUAGACGCCCUGAUGCAAGUAGUACAUGGUAAAAUCAUUAACCAAACACAGUGGAGCAGGACAAUCCCAGCUGCUGAGUUCUCUCUUGAUGAUGUGAUUUGCAAAGUCUUCCCAUCACCGCCACCACCACUGACUAGGGAUAUAUCUGGAGAAAAUCCAGGUAAGCAAAACAGAAUAAACCAUGAACUAUGAACAACUGACCACUGAAUUGUCUGUCAAGGUUCCCACUAUUUCAAUGUUUUGACAACUUUUUAGUGUUAAAAAUCUCAAGGAACAACAUUUUCAAAAUCGUAAGCUGCAACCUUAUGGCUUAUGCUGGUACUGUCUGGCCCACAGAUACUUGGAAUCACAGC